AUAGGGGCGGGCUAGGUUGCUAGGAGGCGGAGAAGGUGUGUGGUUGGUCCGCCAUUUUGUGGAGAGGGCGGCUAAGGAGGAGGUGUGUGGCGGAGGCGGCUGAAGGGGACAGAGCCGGCGCUGUCGCUGCCGCCAUGGUGAAGCUCUUCAUCGGCAACCUUCCCCGGGAGGCCACCGAGCAGGAGAUCCGCUCGCUCUUUGAGCAAUACGGCCGGGUGCUGGAGUGCGACAUCAUCAAGAACUAUGGCUUCGUUCACAUUGAGGACAAGACGGCGGCGGAGGACGCCAUCCGCAACCUGCACCACUACAAGCUUCACGGCGUCUGCAUCAACGUGGAGGCCAGCAAGACCAAGAGCAAGGCCUCCACCAAGCUCCACGUCGGCAACAUCAGCCCCGCCUGCACCAACCUGGAGCUGCGGUCCAAGUUUGAGGAGUACGGCCCCGUGCUGGAGUGCGACAUCGUGAAGGACUACGCCUUCGUCCACAUGGAGCGGGCGGAGGACGCCGUGGAGGCCAUCCGGGGCCUCGACAAUACGGAGUUCCAAGGCAAACGAAUGCGCGUGCAGUUGUCCACCAGCCGGCUCAGGACCGCGCCCGGGAUGGGAGACAAGAGUGGCUGCUACCGGUGUGGGAAGGAGGGUCACUGGUCUAAAGAGUGCCCGGUCGAUCGCACGGGGCAAGUGCCCGAGUUGACCGAAACCUAUAGUGAGCAGUACGGAAUGGUGCGCACCCCUUACCCUGCAGGCUAUGGGGACCCCGUAUAUUACGAUGACCCUUAUGGAAUGGUGGAUUACUAUAAACGGUACCGCGCGAGAUCCGCCGUGGCGUACGGGGCUUCUGCAUACGACGCUUAUGCGGAGCACACUAUGGCCCAAUAUUCCCAGUAUGCCCAGUAUUCACAAGCCACAGCCAUGGCCAGUCGCCUCUCUACCGCCUUAGACCCCUACGAGAGGGCCUUGCUACCAGCCUCGGGAACUGCGGCGGCGGUAGCUGCCGCCGCGGCCGCGGCUGCGACCUCUUCCUUUUACACCCGGGAUAGAAGCCCUCUGCGUCGCUCAGCAGCCGCGGCUUCCACCACCGCAGACGUGUACGGAUACGAGCGUGUUCAGCUGUCUCCCGUCUCGCGAUCCUCCCUCUACGAUGUCCAGCGAUUUGGGCGGGACGCAGGCGCGGACAGGUUGCGGUACUCCGCGUAUUGAGUCUGGAGGUGAGAGCGUUUUUUCAUGCAUAGCUAGGAGGAGGAGGGGGAAUGGCCCGUUGGUGUGGCUGACGGUAAGACUUGGGAAAGUAGCUGGCUGCUACAUGUGUCUCAUAGGGAUACCUGUCGGUAUCUGUGGUGCUCUGGAUCCCGCUGCAGUGAGCAGAGCAUACAUCUGGAGUUCACAUCUGGAGCAAGCUGUGCCAUGGGCGUGGGAGGCUUAGUUUGGACCUCUAUCAUGGGGCAAGCGAAAAAGGGAGCCUGUUCCUUUGUUAUAAAAUUACACACCCAGGAUUUCUUUCCAUAGGGAGAAUAGUACCUCUCUUCUACUGCUUCUAAAAACCCCAAACCGGCCCUUGGCAGUUCUCCCUAUUUCCUCCAUGUACCUCUGCUACAUCUUCUUUGGCCCACACCUCGCUUUCUGUUCACAGGGCUGUCUCACUCUCCUUGCAUAUGCACAUCAUACGGCUAGACACGGGGUGACCCUCUAGUUAUGCUGCUUUGAAAUCUCAGUAGGACCUUGAAUUCAUGGAAGACACCCCGGUGUCAUCUCUGAGCCUAUAGUCUGGACUCUGGAGGAUCACUUUUCCUUCACCCCACCAAGGCAUAGUAGAGCAAACCCCAUAUCCACUAGUAGUUAUUGGUCCACCCUCUUCUCUAAACACGUCUGACUCGGCUUUCUCCCAUUUAAUGCCUUCCCAGACAUGUAGUUUAACACAUCUAGGUUGGGGGGAGGCUGACCAUCUGCUUUUUAGAAGUCAUGUUGGCCAGUGACCAUCAUGACAUUUUCUUUCACUGAAUGUCGUUUAACCACAUUGUGUUAAAGGUGGGUCAACAGUGCUUGCAACAUGCAGACCUCUGAGGUCCUGUUUGGAGUCUCUUGCCUGCAGUUCACUGAAGUCACAACAAAUUGUCACCUUUCCUUGAAUGUCAGGUUUCAAGUUUGCGUGAUUCCCAUUGCAUAGCAGGAGCGCCCAAGACUCUGGAAUCGAUUAAGCCUGGCCGUCUUCCUGGGAACUGAAACAGAGCUAUUUGAAGGGGGUCAUAGUGUAGUAGAAGAAAGUAAUUGAUUAGACGAACGAUUAGUUCCACCUGGUCUAAGGCAUCUCCCUUUGUUCCAGGGAAGGCGCUGUAGUUCAGUGGCACAGUCCCUGCUCUUCAUGGAGAAGGUCUCGGUCUCCAUCCUUGGCAUCUCCAGUUUCAAAGGACCUUGGAUGGCAGGGCUGGAAAAGGACCUCUGCCAGGCCAUGGUGACUAGGGGUUUCUGGGAAGUGUAGUCCAAAGGAGUCAUUGGUUGGAGUUGGGAAAAGGCCAGCCUUAAUUCUUCCUCUGGGAAUGUCUGUGUAAGCACAGUGGAAAAGGUGAGUUGGUGAUCCCAGACUGCUACAUCAUUUUCAUCAGUUGCCCCAGAACCCUUAGUAGUGCCCUAAGACUUGCCUAGAAAUUGAAUGGUUUGGGUCUACAAGGACUGCUUUGUUUUCUAAAAUGUUUAAUGUCAACCUGAAAAAGAAUCCCCUCCUUAGCUUGCUUUCCACUCAUCUUUGAGUACACAGCGAAGGCUUGUAAACCACUCCAGGAAUAUGUUGAUGUUGCCUCUUCCUUUCCAAGAACUAUCUGUGAAGUAGAGGUUCCAAAUGUGGUGAUUUUUCUUGCUUUUCCUUUCCCUCCCCACCAUAUCUGUUCUUCCCACUUGCUUAUAUUCACAUGCACCCAAGCACAUGACUCUUGGUUGAUGCUCAGGACUUUGGUUGGGCACAUGCAGACCAUCCCUAGAAGCGUGUUGGAAUCCAGUGCUGCCUGCUACUGGGUUUUUCUCUAGGCGCAGAGACUAUACCCCCCUGAGCCUUCAAAUGAACUGUGUCUUUUAUCUUUCAGGUAGGCUAUUUGAGGGCUGGACGUCGGGUUCCUGCGUCGCGCCCGCGGCAAAGCUAUGCCAGGCUUCAUGGCGUGUCGAUUUGUGUUUAGCGUGGCCUCACUAGUGGACAUUUUGUGCGUCUUCAGAACUUAGUGACAGCUAACUUCAUUUUUUAAAGAAGGAAACUUUCCCAGGGGUUGCUUAUGGGGGUGGGAAAGAGGGGUAAGUGUUCGCAGAGGGGUUUUGCACCAGGUUCUGCACCCUCCUAUUUGGCACGGUCACAGUCUUUGCUUUCUUGGUCUCUUGUUGAGAUCUCGACAAGGUGGCACCGGGGGAAACAAGGGGCAAGCCCUCUUCCUUCUGGAUCGUGGUUUGAGCCACUGCCUUUUCCCUCCGCCUCAAGAGGCUUCAUUUUGGAAUAACCUUUUUUUCUUUCCCUGUGAGAAGUCACUGCCAUACAGACCUGAGUUUUUGGCCCCUCUGGUGGCAUCCUUUCCUUCAUAUAUUGAUAUUAACCUGUGUUUCUUUUUUUUGUUCACCGAACACUUUUCUUCACCUUCCCCAAAACCCUUCUUCAAUAAAACAAAGUAUUUGUAACAGA
Molecule: messenger RNA, 3654 nt
Organism: Sceloporus undulatus (fence lizard)
Lineage: Eukaryota; Metazoa; Chordata; Lepidosauria; Squamata; Phrynosomatidae
Product: RNA-binding protein 4B-like
Exons: 3
Coding region: 135-1199 (354 amino acids)
Biological process (GO): mRNA splicing, via spliceosome
Cellular component (GO): nuclear speck; cytosol
Molecular function (GO): mRNA binding; zinc ion binding
Source: RefSeq, a predicted model, not a curated record